Archocentrus centrarchus (flier cichlid) is the source of this 4048-nucleotide messenger RNA. RefSeq names its product pleckstrin homology domain-containing family O member 1. The record is from RefSeq and is a predicted model, not a curated record. The transcript is spliced from 7 exons. Bases 478 to 1650 code for a protein of 390 amino acids. Gene Ontology annotation, biological process: regulation of myoblast fusion. Gene Ontology annotation, cellular component: ruffle membrane; muscle cell projection membrane. Lineage: Eukaryota; Metazoa; Chordata; Actinopteri; Cichliformes; Cichlidae.
UCGGCACACAGCUGGAUGUUGAUGUUGCAGUCUCACAGGAAACAGCUGGAUGGCUGCGCCUGUUCCAUCAAGUUUCUCUGAGUCAGGAAAAUGCGCAUCAGGUCUCCAUCUGCUGUUCACCGGAGGGGGGCGCUGUUGGGCUGCCGAUGAGCCGCUGAGCCAGCGGGGAGACCGGGGAGGAGGAGGAGGAGGAGUAACAGGACACCGAGUCACGGAGCGGCUGCUCGGUGGUCAGAGUGCAGCAGAACCCGGCGGCAGCUACAGCAGCGGGUCGCCGAGCAGAGUCACAGCGAGGAGCAGCAGCUGAGGAGCGGCGGAGCUGAGGCGGGGGCUCCGGUCCUCCCUGCCGGACUUUUACUGGUUUAAAGGCGCUUUUAUGCUCUGCCCCCGGCGCUCUGGGGCUCUCUGUGUGCGAAUAACGGAGUUCCCGUCAAAGUAGGAGAAGUGCCGUCAUCAGUCCGCCUGACAGCCGGCAGCAUGAAGAAGAACAGCUCCGGGAAGCGGGGUGCAUCCGAGUCAGCGCCGCAGAACGUUCCCCCUGAGAAGGUGGGCUGGAUCAGGAAGUUCUGUGGCAAGGGGAUCUUCAGAGAGAUCUGGAAGAACCGGUUUGUGGUUCUGAGAGGAGACCAGCUGUUCAUCUGCGAGAAGGAGGUGAAGGAGCUUGGGCGGGCUGACGAGGUGUUGGACCUGUCAGACUAUGAGCGCUGCGAGGAGAUCAGGAAGAACAAGAGUCGCAGCAAAAAGAACCACAGCAAGUUCAGACUGCAGCGCUGCAGCUCGCCAGGAAACACGGUUCCUAACCUGGUCUUCCUGGCCGUCAGUCCAGAGGAGAAAGAGUCCUGGAUCAACGUCCUGAAUGCCACCAUCACCAGAGCCAAGAACAGCAUUCUGGAUGAGGUGACAGUUGAAGACUCUCAGCUGUCUCAUCUGACUCGAGAUCGAGUGAAGAUCCCUCACAACCGUCGACUGCCAACCAGAGGUCACCUGUUGGCUGUGGCCUCCACCUCCUCCUCAGAUGGGAUGCUGACUCUGGACCUGAUCCAAGAGGAGGAUGCUGCACCCACUCAAGGAGCUAACUUGGAAAAAUCUGUGUCCCAUCUCAGUCCAGACUGUCCCAGGUCCAAAACAGAUGGCGCCCUCUCAGCUCGGAUGGCAGAGGCUUCUGGGAAAUCUCACAGCCUUCCCCGUGAGGUGACGGUGGUGUCGGAGCAGACCCCCCAGCCAGAAAAACGUCUCACAACAGCAGAGAAAAACCGCUGUGCCUCCAUGGACGAGAUCCUGACCCACUCGGAGACUAAAGCUGCUAAGAAUAAAAUGGCAGCAACAUCUCGUUCGUCAGCCUCAGUGCAGAAAAGCAUGACUGCGCCCCUCAACCAGCUGCAGGAGCUCAUCAGUCAGAAGCUGGAGAAGACAGAGCGGCUGCUAAAGGAGGUGCGGGGGGCGGCUGAGGGGGAGCGGGGAAAGGUGAAGUCGGGAAAGGAGUUGACUGAAUCAGAGAGACUCCUGAAAGAGGCAAAGGCGGCCUGGAUCCAAGCACAAGAGGUGCUGGAGGAGGUGAAGGAGCUGAGGGCAUUGUACCGACAACUGGACUCCACCUCCCCUGAUGCUUCUUCCAAAAGCUCCAAACUGAACCGGAAGAGUCUGAUGUGAUCUAUAUGGUACCAACAGAACAGCCCGGUCCAGAUGAACGUGACGCUGGUUUCUGUUUAAUGAACUUCAAAUGAUGAACUGGAUGAACCACUUUUAAACUGUUUAAAAUUCAGGUUUUAGUUGAAUUUAGGAACCAGGUCUUGAUCAAUACUGCAAUACAGAAGGUGUCUUCAAGAAAAAAUAAUGAGCAGCAUAAAUCCCUCACAAAUCUCCUAAUAUUUGCAGGUCCCCUCAAAGCCUUUUACCACCAAAACUUUAUUUAAACCAUGAAACGGGGGGUGUUCCUCAGAAGGUUCCUGAUUCCUGGCUUUUACCUUCUGCACUGUGGCUGGGUAACUGGUGAUUUUAGUCCCAUUCACACUGAACAUCACCUUCUCAGGUUUAUACCUCUAUAGGUUUACACAUCUGACACACUCGAGGACUCACCUGCUGCAGGCAGUGCCAGCAGAAACCAGAGGAUCAACCAUCCAGACUGAAAUGGCUGUCAGUACGUUGGUGCGUUGCUGCCUUUGAAUUAGUCUGAGUAGUUUUUCAGUUCUGGUUCUUUUAAAGGAAACUUACCUGACGCCUGUCGUCAGAGCAAUUGAAAAUGUGCCAAGAGGAGGAAACUGUGGAUAGCUGAUCUCAUUCCAGUCCACAGCCUUCACUGUGGAUCCGUUAUCUUCUACUUCAUGAUUUCUUUGAACUUCCUGAGAUGAACUUCCAGUUUGAUGCCUGAAACUUGAAGAGGGAACAGUCGACGGUACAAAUGUAGGAGGUCUUAUUGAAGCUGUUUACUGUGGAGGUCAGAGUUGGAGGAAUCCUCUGAAUGUGAUUGGUACGAAUCGAUCUUGCUGCUGAUCGUUUUUACUUCUCUGCGGGACCUUUAUAGAAAGCUGCCUCUCCAUCAGGGUCAUUUCUACCCCCAGAAGCCAGUCACAGCGAUCUGAUAACCGCAGUGAAGACAGAGGCUCUCUGGGAAUAAAUAACAUGACCUGGCUGUUUUCAGAGUUUGACCCAGAUCCAGGACAAGUAAAGAACCAGUUAAUGUGACUGGUUGUGGUCUAGAGCACUCCCUAAAGAGGUUUUCUGAGAAUUAAAGACAACUUUGCUGAGCAAUGUGGUGGAAAGCUCUGGAAAAAGCUGUUUUUUCCUCAAAGUUUACAUUUGUCAUGAAGGAAUUUAAAGUCAGGAAGUGAAGUUUUGUUUUUGGGUCCAUUUCAGUUUGUCUCCAACAGCUCUCACCCAUCUGGGCUCAGAAUCAGUGGCAUUUAAUUCAAGUUCAUCAGAAAUAAAGACAAACUGCUCAUUUUCUCACAUUUUAAAAGGUUAGAAUGAGUUCAAAUACACAGAAUCAUCCAACAGCAUGAUGGGACAUCUUCUCAGCAAGCAUCAUAGUUGGGUUUGAAAUCUUUGAAUACUGGUCCCAGAUCCACUUCAGGUCAGGUAGGAAAUUCUGGACCUUUUAAAACAGUCCGGUGAGGAUGAAGUGAUGCUAUGCACGCGGUGUGAAGAACCAGCAGCAGCUUCUGCUUCCCAAGCCGUCCACGUCAGUCUCUUCUUCUUCUCUGAAUGUGAAUGUUUUCCGAGACGCUCUGGAGGCGGCGAUGGACCCGCAGCCUUCGGUCUCAGCUGGAAACUCAGGUGUAAAUGUUUGUGAGGAACUGGACCAACUGUCCAAUCGUCAGAGAAACGUCGUCUACCUUUGGGUGAAAUCAGGUCCUGAGGUCUGUACUACAAAGCACGUUCAACACUCCAGGAUAUUGUUAUCUGGUUUUAAUAAAGCUAACAAUGACACUUAUGUGUUUGAUGAGUCACCCCUGAAUUUAGCUGUGUGUGUCCAUGGAAACAACCAAUCACAAACAUGGACGGCUGACAGUAUCUUGCUUCGUGGUACAGACCUGUGAACCUGCUCAGAUGGUUGAACAGAAACAAACUGGAUGAACUGUUUUAUUUUGGGGGCUUUUCUUAUAACAACGAUAACAAUCAGUAGGUUUCCUCAGAGAAAAGUUUUAUUUUUUUAAUAGAUUCAGACUUUUGUAUUGAACUGGAACAUGAUAGAGGCAAGAUGGGAGCAAUAAAUAAGUUGCAUUUUAUUUUUGUGUCUCAUAUUCAGCGCAUCAGUCAGAAGCAAGUGUGAAAAUUUGGAGGUUUCUGAUUGAGUUUAAUGAUCUGCGUUUGGUGGGUAGUUUCUUUAAAUGUCCCUGCAGUCGUUCGGGUCUUCCUGCUUUCGCUCUUUGAUCUUCCCGUGUCUUUUUAAUGGUUUGUACUUGUGCUAUUUCGACUUCUUUGCAGCAGCUGCUAUAGCCUUAAACCCAGAGGGGAUGAUGGGAGAUGUAGUCCGGAAAGGAUGUGAAGCGGGUGGUAAAGCUGUGAGUCUUGAUCAUUUCAUGUGCUAAAAUAAAACCUGCAAACUCAG